Messenger RNA from Physcomitrium patens, 2801 nucleotides. RefSeq lists its product as uncharacterized. NCBI's taxonomy places the organism in Eukaryota, Viridiplantae, Streptophyta, Bryopsida, Funariales, Funariaceae. Gene Ontology annotation, molecular function: ATP binding; ATP-dependent protein folding chaperone. The record is from RefSeq and is a predicted model, not a curated record.
UUUGGAGUUGGCAAGGGCACUGUGCGAAGGCGUCUUGGUGGUGAGAGAUUCGGUGCUUGGUAUAGUGAGUCGACGGUGGUGCGCUACGGUUUCCCCGGAUCUGGAGCAGCUCCUUUGAUCCCCAUGAAUAUGUUUAGGAGGAGAGAGAAGAUGAAGAAGGUGCAAAAUGAACCUGAGUUCAUCAGAGAAGAGACGCCGGAACGUAUGGAAGGGCCUAGGUUGAUAGUGGGGCUUGACUUCGGCACCACGUAUUCGGGGUUUGCCUUUGCUCACAUUCAUGAAAAAGAGAAGAUUUACACCUUCUACGAUUAUCCCAGAGCAGGAUAUGAAAAGCCGUACUGCAAAACACUGACGGGAAUGUAUUACAAACGGCAAUCUGAGCCAGGGGGCAAGUGGCAUUUGAAGUCAUGGGGUCACCCUGCUAGAGCAGAGUAUGAGAAAGAUUUCACAGCAGUGAUUAAACAACGCCAGAGGGGAGCGACGGAUGAUCCGUUCCAGCCCAGUUUGGGAAACCUCUUUACUAGAUUCAAGCUACAUCUUGGGAAAGAACGAGGGCCAGCAUCACCAAUUCCACUCCCACCGGGGCUGACUGUUCACACACUGAUUACAGAUUACUUGCGGGCGAUGGGAGGAUUGGUCCUGAAGACCCUACAGGACCAUUAUGGGACUCAGCUGGAUAUGAAGGGAAUUCAGUGGUGCAUUACUGUGCCAUCUAUUUGGGACAAUUCUGCCAAGGCAAUAAUGAAAGAUUGCAUGAAAUCUGCGGGUUUAGUAGGCGGGGAGCACGGGAGUCCUCAUCAACUUAUCAUCGUCCUCGAGCCUGAGGCUGCUUCCUUCCAUUGUCACAAGGUCAUGAAUGAGCAGGUAUUAUCAGUUGGCGACAAGCUGCUGGUUGCAGACAUCGGUGGUGGAACCUCGGACCUUAUUGUGCAGGAGGUGAUUUCUGUCGGUGAGCGUGGUUACCGUGUGAAAGAGUUGACGAUAAGCUCGGGAGGCUACUGUGGUGGUACUUACGUGGAUGCUCGAUUCACUAAUUAUUUGCAUGCGAAAAUUGGACCAGCUUUGCAGGAGUGCUUACAAGAAUUUCCUGGUGUGCUCCCGACGUUGCUUAAAACCUGGGAACACACGAAGUCAAUGUUCGGCGAUCCGUCGUUUGCGGAAAGGACCAGCGACCUGAAUCUCCCGGUUAAAUUGGUGACCACGUGGGAGAGGUAUGACUUAAGGAACAACAUUCCCGCAAGAGGUGAUGGAUACGAGACGUUAGAGAUCACGUACGAAGAGAUGCAGUCGAUUUUUGAUCCUGUAGUAAACGAGAAUUUGGAAUUGAUAGCUGCCCAAUUGCAGCAAGUGGGAUUUGUCAAGAUUCUCGUCAUAGUUGGAGGGUUUGCUGGGUCCCGAUAUCUCACAGACCGCAUUAAGGAGAGGUUUGGCAGAAUCGUGCCUCAAAUCAUCAUUCCCCCCAACCCUGGGAGUGCGAUUUGCCAAGGCGCCGUUGCACUGGCGCUUAACCCUGACACCGUAGAUUCAAGAAUCUGUAAGAAGACGUAUGGAAUUCACGCCAUGGACUCUUUUCAGGAAGGAGUUGAUCCGCCAGAAUAUAUGGAGAUAUACGAUGGAGUUCCGAAGUGCAAAAAUCGAUUCGAGGUCUAUGUCAGCAAGGGCGAUAGUGUUAAGGAAAAUGAGCCUAUCACAAGGAGUUUCAAGCCUGUUCGUUAUGGACAAAAGGCUAUUACUUUGGAACUUUACAGCUCUGACAUGACUAAUCCAAGAUACAUUGUUGGUGAUUCAGCUUGUAUGGAAGGUAGUAUUACAAUCGACAUCUCGAAGGAUAUGAAAUUGCAAACGGAAAGACUUUUGAACGUGUCCCUCUUCUUUGGGAAGUCGUGCUUGGAUUUCAUAGCUGAACAUGUUAACUUCUCUGCUGGGAAGAAUCAUCGGCUUCGACUACCCAUUAAAGAAUCCGGUUUCUUCUGAGCUUAGGAACUGUUGUGAUUAGUGAGUAGUCUUGUUCACCUUCCAGUGGUUGCCGAAUGGCAUGCAACUACUUGUCACAGCUAGUCGGAGCUUUGCUUGUGUUGUUGCAGGUUUUGUUUGCAAAUUCCUCCCUGUAAUAUCCUAUUACCUCAAAGUUCACUCCGUUGAAAGCAUUCAGAGCCGAGUAGAUGUGUUGCUUCACUUGAAGAUUUUCUGCGUAGCAUUCGUUUCUGUCACAUGUGAUGGAAAACACAUUAUUUUGCUGCUUGGACGCUGGAGUCAAGACCCACUGAAAGCAACAUUUGACAACCAGAGAAGACACGAUGGCAUGUUGAAAGCUGAUUAUGUGUUGCUUGAUCGGGUUUGGCAACUUGCUGGUGUUGCUCCCAAGGAUGAAGCCACGUAACAUCAGUGGAAAGGUUGGAUAAUCAUGCGUGCAUAGCGUGUUCUAUUAUUUGAGACGCACACGCUAGAACAUCACGAAGGUGGGCGAGGAAUGCACCUGCCUUGUGGCUAUCCCGCUGAUUUUAGCUCUUGUAAUUACCAUGAAUUGCGGCAGUUUAGAACAGUUGGGGUUUUGUUUCAAAUUGUUUAGUAGGAUUGCUCAUGGUAGCUUAGGUGUCCUGUCAUGUGUGUUGCGCAACCCAGCGAAAUUAAUUCCCCACGAAGGAAGUUCAGAUUCUCAAGCUGGAGCGUAGUGAUACUAAACAGACAUUUCAUGUUUUGAUGCCCCACUCUUCUAGAGUAUGAAACUCGAAGCAUACAAUUGGGUUGUAAUUGCAAAUCAUAACCGCAUCGGUUGGAUCAGCACUAGAGAUCUUAAAGUA